GCAAUAUCCGUAAAUAACGUUACUUUUAAAUACCAUCGUAAUAAUGUGCUUGAUAACUUUUGCGCUCAAGUAAACGCCGGUGAGAUAUAUGCCCUGUUAGGGCCGAGUGGUGGUGGGAAAACCACCUUGUUACGAUUAAUACUGGGUCGUAUGAAUGUGCAACAUGGUGUGAUCGAGGUGUUUGGCCAACAACCGGGCGCUUCCAACCGUCGGAUCAGUUAUAUGCCACAGAAUAGUGCACUUUGUAUGCAAUUCACUGUUGAACAGACUCUUCAGUAUUUUAUGCAUAUUUAUAGGAUAUCUAGCGUUGAGUUUUCUAACAGAUACACCAAACUCCAAAAACUACUAGAACUACCAGAAAAUGAAUGCGUGAUAAACAGCCUGAGCGGUGGUCAACUAAGGCGACUAUCGCUAGCCUGCGCCCUAUUAAACAAUCCGACCAUGGUCAUACUGGACGAGCCCACAGUGGGCAUAGACCUCCUCAUAAUACACAACAUAUGGAAAUACCUAAACAUGCGGUGUAGGGACGGACUGACCAUAUUGUUUGUCACCCACUAUAUAGAAGAGGCGACCAAUGCUCACAAAGUGGGACUCAUGAGGAAUGGCAGGCUAUUGGCCGAAGAGAAUCCGCGCAAAAUGAUCGACCGCUUUAAGGAAACC
This is a messenger RNA of Medioppia subpectinata, 660 nucleotides long. The record is from the annotation of a GenBank genome assembly. NCBI's taxonomy places the organism in Eukaryota, Metazoa, Arthropoda, Arachnida, Sarcoptiformes, Oppiidae.